AUGAAUGAGCAAUUCCGAUUUGUCAAUAAUACAGAUCCUAUGAAAACCAAACAACUCAACAAAGGGUUGGACCAAUUGAUGGAUGAAGGCGUCGCCCAGCUUUUUACCAAAGAAGACAACGGCCGUAAAAUCAUUGGUACUGUAGGAGCACUUCAGUUUGAUGUAAUCCAAUAUCGUCUCAAACACGAAUAUGGUGCCUCCUGCGAUUAUGAACCCGUCAACCUACAUAAAGCAUGUUGG
Messenger RNA from Darwinula stevensoni, 240 nucleotides. Lineage: Eukaryota; Metazoa; Arthropoda; Ostracoda; Podocopida; Darwinulidae. The record is from the annotation of a GenBank genome assembly.